Messenger RNA from Oikopleura dioica, 678 nucleotides. Lineage: Eukaryota; Metazoa; Chordata; Appendicularia; Copelata; Oikopleuridae. The record is from the annotation of a GenBank genome assembly.
AUGAAUACUCCGUGGACUCCACCAAAGACAAAACAAACGGCUUCGAUCAUUAAUCAGUUGACUCCUGGAGAAGAUUCAGCUUACGAGCUUUACGUAAAAGCUAUGAACGAAAUCGGAUCAGACUCUACCGAAGUCACUAAACUUGUUUCGAUGAUCGAGCGGGGCCAAUCUUACGAAAACGCGCUAAACUCUCAUCAAUCCGUUUUCGGCGAUACGAUCCCAGAAGCAAUCUACGAUCAGCUCCGCGAGACCUUGCGAAUCGCCGAGAAGGGAAGCACUCAUGAAGCGAUGGCAGCACUUCUCUACAGCGAAGAAGAAGGGCUGACGAUUCUCUUCCAGGACUUCCUCGACAACAAAAUUUUUUCAAACGGAAAAAAAUCAAACUCGCUUCAUAUUUAUCUCCAGAAAUACAUGCAUCUUGAUCAAGAAAACUACCGUCAACAUGCUGUUGCUGCCGUUAGCGAAAUUUGCGGCAAGGACGAGAAAAAGUGGAGUGAAGCGACAGCUGCGGCGAAAAGCGCGAUUGAGAUGAAAAUUCACUUUUAUGGCGAGAUUUUGGAAAAUCUGCCAAAGGUCGAGAAAUGGCAGCAACAAGGCGCGGAUAACCCUGCAAUGAAAAGGAUGCAAAUGGUCCAGUUCUGGAAUAUGUUCGCGAAUCCAAAUAUGUUCGAUGAGUAG